Sipha flava (yellow sugarcane aphid) is the source of this 1415-nucleotide messenger RNA. It is a transcript of the gene Alg3, whose product is annotated as lethal(2)neighbour of tid protein. The transcript has a single exon. Gene Ontology annotation, cellular component: endoplasmic reticulum. Lineage: Eukaryota; Metazoa; Arthropoda; Insecta; Hemiptera; Aphididae. The coding region runs from base 106 to 1389 and encodes 427 amino acids. Gene Ontology annotation, molecular function: dol-P-Man:Man(5)GlcNAc(2)-PP-Dol alpha-1,3-mannosyltransferase activity. The record is from RefSeq and is a predicted model, not a curated record.
AAUAAUGCUAACUAUUGAUAACGUUAGAUCUCAUAAUAUUUUUAUUCAUGCUAAUGACGUACACUCAUUCUAUUAAUGUAUAUUUAAUACCUAAAAUAAUUUAAAAUGUGGAAAAAAUGUGUAAAAACAUUUAAAAUUGUAAAAAGCCAUGGAUCAUUGGAAAAUAUUAAAUUGUACUUGUUUGAUCCUUCGUAUACAUCGUCAAUGAAAUGGAUUGUCAUUGCCAUCGAACUUAUACUAAAUGUAUACAUCAUACAAACAGUCAGGUACACAGAAAUCGACUGGAAGGCGUACAUGCAAGAAGUUGAAGGCGUUGUGGUGAAUGGUACACUUGAUUAUGGCAAACUUAAAGGAGACACUGGCCCAUUAGUAUAUCCUGCUGGGUUUGUAUAUGUAUUUUCAGUGUUGUAUUAUUUGACUGAAUUUGGAAAAAACAUCAGAACUGGUCAAUACAUAUUCAUGGUUUUGUAUUUGCUAAAUUUAUAUUUAGUAUUCAAAAUACACGAACGUAGUAAAAAAGUACCACCAUUUGUCAUGUUACUACAAUGUUUUUCAUCAUAUCGCAUCCACUCAAUUUAUGUCUUGCGAUUAUUCAAUGAUCCAGUUGCUGUGAUAUUACUUUACCUAUCUAUAUACAUGUUUCUAAAAAACAAAUGGGUUAUUGGUAGUAUAAUAUACAGUUUGGCUGUUUCUAUCAAAAUGAAUAUCUUGCUAUAUUCUCCUGUACUUUUAUUAGCAUAUGUUACAAAGUUUGGCACCCUAGGAACAAUGAAGCACAUUACUUAUUGUGCUCUAGUACAGUUAUUAUUGGGAUUACCAUUUUUAAUUAACAAUCCCAUAAACUAUGUACGGGGAGCAUUCGACUUAUCCAGAGUAUUUUUAUACAAAUGGUCAGUAAACUGGAAAUUUGUUCCACCAAACAUAUUUGUAAGCGGAUAUUUUCAUAUGCUUUUACUAGUCAUACAUCUUACAAUGUUAUUAUGUUUUACUGCUACAUGGAUAAAAUAUUUAAACUCUUAUGCCAAAAUGAAGCAAAUUGAACAUGACUUAAAACCACAACUGAAGAAGAAAAAGAUCAACAUCAAUAUGGACAUCAGUGCUAAUUUAUUUUUGUUACCCAUGUUUUCAGCUAACUUUAUUGGAAUAAUGUUUAGCCGUUCGUUACACUAUCAAUUUUAUGUUUGGUACUAUCAUACACUGCCAUUUCUAUUAUGGUCCACGCCUUAUGGCAAUAAGUUUAGAUUAAUAGUACUUGGACUCAUCGAAAUCUGUUGGAACACAUUUCCCGCAACAGAAUUUAGCAGUGCUUUAUUACAUGUUUGCCAUUGUAUUAUUUUGUACGGAUUACAUAGGUAUAGGUAUCGAUAUGGGUCUAUUAAAAAAAAAUAGAACAUAUAAAUUUUUUUAUUUAUCUU